Scylla paramamosain (green mud crab) is the source of this 7443-nucleotide messenger RNA. RefSeq names its product putative neural-cadherin 2. NCBI's taxonomy places the organism in Eukaryota, Metazoa, Arthropoda, Malacostraca, Decapoda, Portunidae. The transcript is spliced from 15 exons. The record is from RefSeq and is a predicted model, not a curated record. Bases 1 to 2850 code for a protein of 949 amino acids. Gene Ontology annotation, molecular function: calcium ion binding.
AUGCAGCCUUCUAGGAAUGUCAUCCUAGUGCGGUCUCUCCCGCAGGCAGGAACACCCGUUUUGCAGAGACUGGUGGAGGCUGCGCAGACCUUUCUGGGCAUCCCAAAGGGCGGGGUGCGAGCCGUCACCAUCCAGGCGGGAGGGGAAGGCGCAGACUCGCCGUCCGUCACCCACGUGUGGCUGGUGGGCCCCGAUGCAGCCAUCCUGCACCACACACUGCUGCACCGCCGGGAGGAGCUGAGUCACCUUUUGGGCGUGGACGUAGUGGAGGUGGGCGUGGGGGAGUGCGGAGGUGAGAGUGAUGCCCCAUCCACCACGGCAGCCCACUUGGAGUCCUGUGAGAUUGGGCGUGAGGCGAGGUACUCCGUGGUGGAUGCAGAGUCGACGGCCGUGGUGGGUCCCAGGAUGAGGUUUGGGUGCGGGUGUCGGUGCGGGGGGAGAUGUGAGCGGUGUGCCACGAGACCCCCGCCGCCCGUCCACACCUGCACGUACCGCACCUGUCUGAAUGGCGGCCGCUGCUUCCCUACCUCAGAGGGUGUCAGGUGCGCGUGUCCGCUGCACACCGCCUCCCCCACCUGCAAGGUUCUCAUGCGCCACUUCCAAGGGGACGAGUCUAUCGGCAGCUGGACGUGGGUGGCGUCCAUCCCGCCCUGCCCGGAGGUUCACAUCUCUCUGGAGGUGCUCACCACUUCGCAGAACGCCACCCUGCUCUACUCAGGCCCCGACCACCUGGGCCUGGCCGAGCCCCCGCCUCCUGGCAGUUCAUCAAGGGAGGUGUUGCUGCUGGAGCUGAGGAGUGGCCGGCCCUUCCUCAUGCUGGAUCUGGGUGGUGGUCCUGUCACCCUCGCCCUCACUGCCUCGUACUCCCUCGCAGACUCCACCUGGCACAGACUAGACGUCAUUUGGAAAGAUGAACUGGUGGAGAUGGUGGUGGACUUGUGUUCUGGUGGGAGCAUACACGGCGCCUCCAUGAAGGUGACGGACGAUCCCACCACCAGGCCGCCGCCACCCGUGCCCCCUGACGCCCACACUUGUCGCGGCGCCGCCAGACUCCCGCCCACUGCACGCACACUCAACUACCAGCGGCCUCUGCAGGUGGGAGGCAUGGCCCACCCUGCGCCCUCACACGAUACCUAUGGGUGGCCAGAGCCUAUCAGAGCCUACCCACUGAAAGGCUGCGUCAGAAACCUGCGAGUGAAUGGAGAGGUGGGUGUUUUUACUUUUUUUUUUUUUUUUUUAGGGGCGGGCGUCCUUAGCAGCGGCAGUGUUCCGGGGUGUGCUGCCGCCGAGUGCCCCGCGAACAGCCCCUACUGUGGCUCCUACGGCAGGUGUCGGGUGGAGGCGGGCGCGGCGAGGUGUGAGUGUGACUCCGGGUGGACGGGAGCUGACUGUUCCACACGCACGACGCCAUCCACCUUCCACCUCCACAGUUUUGUCCGGCUCGCCCUGUCCUUCUCGCCCCUCGGCUACACCACGUCCAUCAGCCUCAGGUUCAGAACACGAAAGGCGGACGGGGACUUGGUGGUGUUGUCGUCAGAGGGUGGCGGGGAUCGGUUCGGGCUGCAGCUGUCGGGUGGGCGAGCCUGUGUGUUGUUACAGCUGCAUCCUGCCCCGCCCCGGACGUUGUGCCUGGCCCACGUGCAGCUGGCAGACGGGCGGUGGCACAGACUCCACGCUGCCAGAUACGGAUCAGCCACUUUCCUGACGGCUGACGAUGGUGACGGGGACCUGUACAACGCCUCGGUGUCUCUGAAGGGUCGCCAGCUGCUGGAGGUGGACCGCGAGGCCGGGGUGGUCCUCGGUGGGGCGUCACGGCAAGGGGACAGCGGUGCCUCUGCUUCCCAACGAGACUUCCACGAGGGUUGUCUCGAUGACGUGAGAAUAUCCAGCCGGCCGGUGCCCCUUCCCCCUGCACUGAAUAGGACGGCGUGGGCCCGCGUGGACGAGGCGAGAGGCGUGGGUGUGGAUUGCGAGGCUCCCCCGGCGUGCGGCAACGUUACCUGUCGCUCUCCGCUCACCUGUGUCGACACCUGGAGGUCCUAUCAUUGCGGGUGCGGCGAGGGGCGAGUCAUGGAGGAAGGGAGCAAUCUGUGCCAAGCCCUGGACCAGUGUGACCACCGUCCCUGUCUGCACGGCGGCACCUGUCUGGCCGCUAACACAGGAUUCACAUGCAGUUGCUUGUCGGGUUACGGCGGACGGUACUGUCAGCUGCAGGGUCCGGGCGCCGCCUCGCUCAAGCUGUCCCUGGCUGGCCUCCUCGCAGUGCUGGUGUGGUGCACGCUGCUGCUUUUACUGGUGUGUGCCGUACUCCUCCACCAGCACCACCGCCGCUCAGCACUGCGCAGGGGGACGGGGGACGGCAAGGAGUCCACCACGCCUGCUGAGACCAAAGGGCACGUGUCUCCAUCGCCUUCUGACUGCCACGCUCCUUACCUACUGGAACUCCGCCUCCUCGCUCCCCCGAGAGGCAACAGACCAGCCUCGUGGAGCACCAACCCGAACAUAGCAGACGUGGACGUAUUACAAGUGGACGCGGCCUCUGUCACCAGCAGCGUGGAGGAGAGAACACAGCAGCAGCAACAGCAGGAGAACCCCACACACCCCACGAACCGCGCGAACCCCUCCCAGGGCUCCCUCAGUAACCCCAGUAGCGCGGUGCCGGCAGAGGAAGGGGAAGCCGCAGCGGACAAGCAAGAAGCAGAACGGAGUGGCUGUGACGACCUGAGGAAUUAUGCUUACGAAGGAGGCGGCUCAUCCCCUGGCUCUUUGUCCUCGUGCUUGGAGAGUUGCAGCGGCAAUACUAAGUUUCUGGGAGGCUUCCGCGAAGUCGCCCACAUGCUGGAGUCCUGACAAGCGAUCGGCUCACACGCGACGACGGAGAAGGUUCAGGUGUCUCUCCCGGACGCUGUGCAGGAGUCAGGUGCCAGAGCGAGCGAGGAGGAGGUGAGCCUGGCCGCCCCUCUCACAGCGUCCCUGCUCGUCCCGGAGUAUGCAGUGCCGUCCCUCACCAGCCAAGCCAGCGGGGACUAGCCGGACCUUUCGUUGCUGCCUCUUGGAAUAUGUCUAUUUCAUCAUUGCCUUAAAGUUUCCUUCUCACGUAUAGCAGAAAUCCAUUCUGGCAGAUUCCAAAGCAUCGUCGCCUUUGCUUGUCCCCCCACUUUUUUUUUUUUUUUUUUUUGACAGGUGUUUAUUCAUAGAGUAAUUGCGUUAAGAUGUGAGCAAAAUUGGGACCAUAUUCUGAAAUGGUUCUGUGCCGCUGCUGUACUACUUUCAAAAGGCUCUACAAUGGUUGGAGUUACACAGAUUUUUAAGGGUGUUUGUGUUUCUAGUGACAUAUUACCAUGAUUUGUAAGUACAUUAUUAACCGGAAAAAAAAAAAAACACUCUUAAGAAUUCGGCUUAUCAUCUCUAUGGCCUUUGAAAACAAUCGUGAUGAGACAGCAAAGCGUUUCAGAAUAUUGGUCAAAGUAGUGAAUGUCGGGCCAAACAUCGCAGCGGCUGAUAGUGAGCGGGGAUGACAGGCAACUAUUUCAUGAAGGCCUUUGAAGACUUAGUACUACUCUCAUUCUUACGUAGCCUUCUGGUUAAUUUGAUCAAUUACAUGUACGAAACUCAUUAUACUGCAUUAAUUUUUAAUUUUGGUGUAUUCUUAGUUUAGAGCCAUCCACCCAACCCAGAACUUCUUACGCCAAUGUUCUUUGCUUCCAUCCAGUGUCGCGUUAUGAGGCAGGACUUUUCUUGACUCGUAUUGUUGCGUGUUGCUGUCUAUUCGUCUAUUCGUGGUGUGAGGGUUUCCUUUAAAGGUUGAUGUCACUGUUCAGUGUUUUGGAAUCUACUGGAAAUGAACAUCUGCAUGUUUUAUAUAAUUCGUUUGUUUCGUAAUAUUCCACCAUUUAAUCACACAGGGAUAAUGUUUGCAUUGCGGGAGCACCACAUACUUAAGCUGAUCAUCAUUAUUUAUCAGUCUGGAUUGGAAAGUUGAUGCCAUGCCAACAAUUGCCAACUGUAUAAUUUUUCCUUUCAUGUGAAAACAACACGGACAAGAAAAACUUACGUCGCAUAUUUCAAACGCAAAAUGAAUAGAGAUUCUGCCAUAACAAGACAGGGUGACAUGUAUAUACUUGCUGAAUUUUUUUUACAGCGGGGAUUAUAUUAAUUAAAAGCUUGAUAAAGAAGGCAGUUUAUUAAUUGAGUGAUUAACAGCCCUGGCAGCAUUUUGGUACAUAACAGCAACAGGCCACUCAAGUGAUGGUCGAGUCGAAACGUUGCUGUCCUUUCCGAUGAAACAACCGCUGAUAUUUUUUUUUCUUGAAUUUCCCUUUAUCGUUGGACAUGCACUUGUUACAUCACGUAUACUGUAGUAGAGAGACUGAAACACGCCUUGGGACUCACUUCCGUUACUGUAUAAUUAUCAUGUUGAUGAGAAUGUUUUGAAUCAUGGAGCGUACUAUACAAAACACGGCAACUAAUAUAUUCAUAAUGAAGGACAAUACAUCUGGCGAGAAGUAAAGUUUACCGAGCUAUCAAGAUUAGUUCAAUGAAGAGACUGUAAUCCUGCCACUGUAGUGCAUAGUACUAUGUCGUGGCUUUUCCUAAUGAACAUGAGUAAUAUCAAUCCCUAAAAUACAGGGUGUAAUGCGAGUUUCUGCAAAUACUAAAAGAGGUGAAAGAACGUGUAAUUCUAAGUAGAAAAUGUUCUAUGCACAUAUGCAUUUUAAGGUUUUGUUUACCUGUCAGAGGAGUUGAAAAUGUAUGAAAAUGUAUGAAAAUGUGCUCUGCGUGUAGCUAUGAAGUGACGGACAGACGGUUGCAUUGUCGCAGCCUCGGAGGUGCCACUUGCUCAAAUUAUGAAUGGUUUAAUCUUAUUUUUCUUGCAGGCUGUAAAAUAUUGCAGUAUCUUGUAACAAGACAAACGGUAUUAAAAAAGCUUGUAAUUUACCGAUAAGAGACAACACAACAGUAUUGCAGUGUCUUGUAACAAGACAAACGGUAUUAAAAAGCAUGUAAUUUACCGAUAAGCCACAAAACAACAACAUUAUUGUGGUGAUUAAAAGUCCUCCUGUAAAAUGCUACGUGGCAUCAUCAAAGCGAGGGAGGAGAGGGGAGCGAGUCCGAGCGACAUUAAAAACUACUGAAUGAUGAUGCCACGUAGCAUUUUACAGGAGUACUUUUAAUCGCCGCAAUAAUGUUGUGUAGUGUUUAUCGGUAAAUUACAUGUUUUUUAAUACUAUUUAAUACGUCUUGUUACAAGAUACUGUAAUAUUCCACAGCCUGGAAAAAAAAUAAAUAAAUAAAUAAAAAAUAAAUAAAUAAAUAAAAUAAAAUAAAAUAAAUAAAUAAAUAAAUAAUUAAUAAGAUUAAACCAUUCGUAAUUUGAGCAAGUGGCACCUUCGAGUCUGCGACAAUUCAACCGUCUGUCCGUCACCUCAUAGCUACACGCAUAGUAUACCCAUACAUUUUCAACUCCUCUGACAGGUAAACAAAGCCUUAAAAUUCAUAUGUGUAUAGAACAUUUUGUACUUAGAAUUACACGUUCUUUCACCUAUUUUAGUAUUUACAGAAACUCGCGUUACACCCUGUAUAUAAAUACAUUAUAUAUCUUAAUAAUGAUAUGGUGGUUAAAAAUGAAUUGGGUGGUUGGCCUGUGAAGUUGUCCACCACGCAUGUGCUAAGGUUGGGGUGAGAGGCGUAACGGAAACUCAGCGGUAUGGGUAGGCAAGAUUCGGUAACUUGAAUACUCGCGAUUCCGAGUCCUGAGGCUGGCGUGUUCGCUGAACUCAGUUCCAUAAAAGAGUCCCGCUUUCCUUGGGUACUCGUAAUCUGGUGGAGAGCGCGCAAUGAGCACCAGAUAUUGAACUAGGCAGCCUGCUACUUAACGAAUCCCAGUGUAAUGUCGUGGACCGUGAACCGAGUCCGGCAACGCUCAGAGAAUCUACUGAAAUGCUGGAUUCGCCAGUCUGUGGCCAAGCAAGUCCCAGUGUGAGGCGAGUUUGGGAAUUGUGCAGAUCUUAAGUUCAGUAUUAUUGAUUAUAGAAUUUUAAAGUUACCGAAUAAUGACAUUCACAGGAUUUAAUUAAGUUUCGAUGCUUGGGUAACAUUCUAUCAUACGUACUUUCUACUUGUAUUUACAGAACUUCUGAAGCACAUUCUUUGUUAUAAGUAGUUCUUAAAUACAUUCUGUGAUUUGUGAUAUAUUCAGACACAACAUUAACUGAUACUUGUUGGGACUCAGUUAGGACUCGGAUAGCAGAUUUCGGACUCAGAUCGCAGGCAGCCGUGGUGGACUCACCAGACUCGGUUCCGGAGUGGGGUCUUGCCCAUCCCUACCCAGCAGCACAGUCGCUGCAUGUUAUCGAGCUAUUCCAGCGGUAACUUGAAAUUAUAUCAGUGACAAAAAAUAUUUUGAUAACCUGGCUAAUUUUCUCUGGCAUUUGAAAAUGGUUGAGGGAAGGAAGCGUUUCGUACCCCGAAUCAUUUGUCCGAGAGUAAUUAGCGUUUUAGCAAUCUAAUCGUAAUGACUAAAUAUGAACAUCGUACAAGAAUUAAACGUCUUGUUGACGGCGGAGUUAGCUGGUGUCUGCGGCUCUCAUGGGAGACAAAAAUCCUAUUAGAGUUGCACGCUGUCCCAGAUAUUUGUGGCAAGUGCGGUACUUUUCAUGAUGGGGGCAGGAGUUCAAGCAUUCCUAUUGACUAUAGAAGUGAUUGCAGCGAAAUGGAUGUCUGAUCAGUACAUUUUAUUCAAGUCCUUUUAACAUUUGUUUUUUUGUAACUUAUUUUCAGAAGUGAAUAUUUGUAUAACGCUAACUACACAAAUUGCACACGGCCUUGUAUGAAAUAUUUGUUUUAUUCUUGGAAAUGUGCAACAAUCAUACGUCUACGUGACUGAUUUCAACAACGGUCCCUUCAACACAGUAAAGUGUUAAUGUGAAUAGAUUAGUAAAGGAAAACUAUGAAUGCUGUUUAAAACUGCAUAUCUCUAUUGAAUGUAAUGGCUCGCACUGCCACAACUUUCGUAUGGGGUGACUACACCAUUACGCCUCUGACUGCCUCGCGAUUGUAAAUGGAGGACUGUUACCUCAGGAGUCUGGAUAACACCACUGGCGACACUUCAACAUUCGAGUCAACUUUACUAAUCGGGUUGAAGCAGCGUGCAGAGAAGUCUUUAUACUUAUCUCGGUCUUAUAAGACGGUUUGAUCUUGCCAAGAAGUGAACCCAGUAAGGAUGACGUCUCUAGGGUUGUUUGGGAAAGGUAAAUGAGACCACCUCAGCAUCUAAUCGUCUGUUUAUUAUACAGUGUUACAAUUUUUGAAUAUAUAAUACAGACCGAAUUUGUGGACUCCUACAAAAUAUUGCUUUUCUGUGUUUCCCUCAUUGGGAAUUUGUCAUAUGAAUACAAAUAAAUAUCUUAUGCACGAGUUGGAUUAUAUACCAACAUAUGGAUA